Messenger RNA from Spinacia oleracea (spinach), 1920 nucleotides. RefSeq lists its product as uncharacterized. The record is from RefSeq and is a predicted model, not a curated record. The transcript has 3 exons. Bases 1 to 1920 code for a protein of 639 amino acids. NCBI's taxonomy places the organism in Eukaryota, Viridiplantae, Streptophyta, Magnoliopsida, Caryophyllales, Amaranthaceae.
AUGCUGAAAAAACUAGCAGAAAGUAAAGUAGAAGGUGGUCUGAAUUUGGGGGAUGACUUUGAUGGAUACAGUGACUUAGACAGCCCUAGUGAGUCAGAAGAUGAGGAUGAUGUUGGUUACUUAGUUGCACCACAACACCAUAAGAGGGGGAGAGGGAAACAGAAGCAAAACGACACUGAAACUGAAGAGAGGGAAGCCACUUUUUAUGUUGGGCAACAGUUUGAGAAUCCAAAGACAUUUAGGAAAGCAAUCAUAGAUUAUUCAAUUGAUAAAGGAAGAAACAUUCCAUUUUCUAAAAAUGAUUCCACUAGGGUUUGUGCAGAGUGUGAGCACAAAGAUAAAGGUUGUAAAUGGAGAAUUUGGGCUUCAUGGGAGAGAGGAAGAAGGUCAUUUACAGUGAAAACAUUUGUCAGUGAGCACACUUGUGAUAGGACACCUAUCAUUAAGAAGAUGACUUCACAUUGGAUUGCAGAACACUACCAGAAUCUGUUUAAGGUUAACCCUUACAUGAGAGUGCAAGAUAUUCAGGAAACCAUUUGGUUAGAAAAGGGUAUAAGGGUGAGCAAAGACAAGGCUGCCAGGGCUAGGAGAAGGGGUCAAGCAAUCAUUGUUGGUGAAUACAAAGAGCAGUAUGCAUUACUCCCAAGGUAUGCAGCUGAGAUACUAAGAAGCAAUCCAGGGAACACAGUGAAGUUGAAGUUGGAUGCAAAUGUGUUUGACAGACUGUAUUUGUGUUUUGAGGCACUUAGGAAAGGGUUCUUGGCAGGAUGCAGACCUUUCAUAUCACUUGAUGGAUGUUUCUUAAAGGGACCAUUUGGGGGUCAAUUGUUAGUAGCAGUAGGGAGGGAUGGAAACAAUCAAAUGUUCCCUUUGGCUUGGGCUGUUUGUGAGGUUGAGAGCACUGACACAUGGAGUUGGUUUCUAGAACUUCUAGCUACUGAUUUAGGCACUAGUGAAGGAGCAGGGUACACUUUCAUGUCUGACCAACAAAAGGGUUUACUUGCUGCUGUGUCAAAUGUGUUUUCACAAGCUGAAAGUAGGGUGUGUGCAAGGCAUGUGUACUGUAACUUUAGGGGAGUGUUUGGAGCUGCUGAAGACCUACUGAAAAGGAACUACAAGAAAUGGUGUAGGGCAUUCUACACUCCAUUAUCUUGUUGUGACAGUGUAGACAACAACAUGAGUGAGGUGUUUAAUGCAUACAUCUUGAGUGCAAGGCACAAGCCUAUUAUUACCAUGUUGGAAGAUAUCAGAGAGGGUUUGAUGGAAAGACUGCAUAAGAAAAGAGAUUUCAUUGGGGAAAAGGAGAUAAUGUUGUGUCCUAGGAUCCAAAUUCAGUUAGAGAAACACAAAGUUUGGGCUAGGGGUUGGAAUGCAUACUGGGAUGGUGGGUUUUGCUAUGGAGUAAGAGAAGGUGCAACACAGGUUAAGUAUGUGGUGGAUCUGAACCAACAUACUUGCAGUUGCAAUGCAUGGCAGACCUACAUGAAGGCAUAUGAAUUUUUGUUAGAGCCUUUAAAUGGUCCUCAAGAGUGGCCUACUUCUGAUAGCAUUGUUGUGGCUCCAAAGGUGAAAAAGGUCAAUGGAAGACCUAAAACAAAGAGGAGAUAUGGUGUUGGAGAGGUAACUGCAUCUGGUAAGCUGAAGAGAACAGGUUGUUCUAUGAAAUGCAGCUUAUGUGGUGUGAUAGGCCACAACAAAAGGGGUUGCAAGAAUGCCCCUAAGCAACAACAACACAGCAACAAUCAUGCUACUGCAGAGCAGACCACACCACAGCAACAACACCCAAGAACCAGUUCAGCUAUACCAAUGCACAAUAGGGGUGUGGGUAUUUAUACCUACCCAAAUGGGUAUCAAAGAAUAGCUACUGUAAGUCAUUCAAUAUACUCAAAUUCUUUCUUACAUGUUACUUUACUGUACUGA